AUGUCCGCCUCAAACAUCCCCAACCUCAACACUCUCCGUCAGGGCGGCGGACGAGGUCGAUUACGAGGUCGCGGCGGUGGAAAUGAAGGCCAUGGCUUUAGUUCUCAACGAUCAUCUGCCAAUAAAGAUCGCGUGGUCCAAGGAACUGACAAUGACGCCAGCGUCUCUCGGUUGAGUGCGGUGGGAUUGGGAUACUUGGAUGAUCCAUUUGCGAGGGCGUUGACGCCUUCUGGGUUAGAGACGAGGAGGCUGCCUAUUAUUAAUCGAGGAACCUACGUGCGCACCACUGCGAUCGAUCAGCUUGUUGCUCGAUUCCUGGGACAUGGAGAACAGAAGAAACAAAUUAUUUCGCUCGGUGCUGGCUCUGAUACGCGUGUCUUUCGACUCUUAUCCUCCCCCGCUACCUCGAAUAUUGUCUACCAUGAGAUUGACUUUGCGAUGAAUGCGGCGGCCAAGAUCAAAGCUAUCCGUGGCACACCUCUUCUGCAGCGAGCACUGGGGCGAGUGGAAGAUAUCACUAUAUCUGACGCAGGGGAUGCGUUGCAUUGCCCCUCCUACCAUAUUCAUCCGGUUGACCUACGAACCCUCACGCACCAGGCGCAACAUGCGAGCGCAGACACAACGCCCCCCUCAACGACCAACGCGGUAGCCCAUCUGCAAGAGACAGUCGACCAGACGCUCCCUACGUUACUAAUAUCCGAAUGCUGCCUGGUAUAUCUCUCUCCGGGUGAGGCCGCUGACGUGGUGCGGUAUUUCACACAAACUUUAUUCCCCCGAUCAGACAAGUCAGAAACUUUAGGGUUGGUUCUGUACGAGCCCAUCCGUCCGGACGACGCGUUUGGGAGGACGAUGGUGUCGAAUCUCGCGGCCCGAGGCAUCCAUCUCCAGACCCUGCACAAGUAUGCGUCCUUGGAGGCGCAGUGUGGGCGGCUCUGCGAGCAGGGCUUUGACGGGGCGCAGGCAGCGGCAGAUGUGGAUUUUAUUUGGGAGCAGUGGGUGAGUGGAGUGGAGAAGGAACGUGUGGCUGGGUUGGAGAUGUUAGACGAAAUGGAGGAGUGGAGGCUGCUGGCCCAGCAUUACUGCAUUGCAUGGGGGUGGCGAGAGGGGAGGAGUACAUUUGAUGGAUGGAGAGAUCUUAAAGAGCAGACUUCUCUUAGGUACUCUGUGAGUCCUAACUCCUCCUGA
This is a messenger RNA of Aspergillus ochraceoroseus IBT 24754, 1185 nucleotides long. It is a transcript of the gene ppm1, whose product is annotated as protein C-terminal leucine carboxyl O-methyltransferase ppm1. Bases 1 to 1185 code for a protein of 394 amino acids. The transcript has 2 exons. Gene Ontology annotation, biological process: C-terminal protein methylation. Gene Ontology annotation, molecular function: protein C-terminal leucine carboxyl O-methyltransferase activity. NCBI's taxonomy places the organism in Eukaryota, Fungi, Ascomycota, Eurotiomycetes, Eurotiales, Aspergillaceae. The record is from RefSeq and is a predicted model, not a curated record.